Molecule: messenger RNA, 740 nt
Organism: Aplysia californica (California sea hare)
Lineage: Eukaryota; Metazoa; Mollusca; Gastropoda; Aplysiida; Aplysiidae
Product: cytochrome b-c1 complex subunit 7
Exons: 4
Coding region: 40-468 (142 amino acids)
Biological process (GO): mitochondrial electron transport, ubiquinol to cytochrome c
Source: RefSeq, a predicted model, not a curated record
AAGAAAACCCCAAAACGGCUAGGGCCUAACUGGCAUGUCAUGACAUUUAUGAAACUUUGUCCUGGAGAUCAACUUCCGGUCCAUUUCAACACACUGAAGGUCAAGAUGGCAGCCCCUGCGAGACAAGCAGUCAAACAAACCCUGGAGAAGGGCAGUUUUAUGUACAGACUGAAGAAAUGGUGUUACUACAAGUCUUACUUCCCUGAGCUGGGCCUGCGGAAAGACGACAUCUUUGUGGACGGGGGCAUGAUGAGGCCAGUGCUGAAGGAGGCGCUGCGGAGGAUCCCCAAGGAGGAGCUAGACGCGCGCAACUUCCGCAUCAUGCGGGCCAACCAGCUGUCCAUGAUGAAGCAGGUGUUGCCGCGCGACCAGUGGACGGAUUUCGACUCGGACAAAGCCUAUCUCCAGCCCUACAUUGAUGAAGUGAUGAAGGAGAUGGAAGAGAGGAAAGAAUGGGACGCCAAAUAAACUCGUAAAUUAUUCAUGAAGAUCAGCCAUACGCCUAUAAUUAUGUAAAAUGUAAUAAUGUCAGUGACCGGCAGGAUUAUGCGAUGAAUGGAUUUGACAAUUUCGGUGUUUUUGAUUUUCAAUAAAAAAAAAGAUGGAAAAUCAACGCGAUCCUGGGUGUAGAUUUGUGUGUGAAUGAGUGUGGGAAGAAAUUACUGCGACUGGAGUUAGCUGGAGAUAUGUCUGUCUGCUGUGGAUAAAAUGUUGUCCAAUAAAGUUUUUUCUUAGAUCUA